AAAGUAUCAUUUGUGAAUAUGUCGUUAUCUGCAAAAGUCCUCUCACGGUUCUAUUUUUUUUCCCCAAAGUGGCCUACACGCAAGUUUCUCCAUUGUGUAGGUAUUUAGUGCCCCCUGCAGGUUGAGAUUAUUUAACAAAAAACCGUUGCUGUCCGUAUACAGUUCCUGCGUUGAACCAGGCGCCUGUUGGAAACGUUUCAGCUCAAUUGGCUGGCUGCUAUAUCCUCAAACGCCACGUAUUAGAAUUCAUAUCAGUUGAGAUCCAUAAAGGGGAAGAAAAACAAACGAAUGUUCAAAUUUCACAAAGGCUCAAAGAACGUCACGGAACGUCCCAUCCUGUCCCUAUGAGCAGGCCAACAUCAAAAGCUUCUAAAUAAAAGCCUAGGAGGGGGACGAACUCUGUGGGUGUCACUUUGCUGACUACGAUUGCCCACUUGCUUCAUAUCCACCAAAAGCACCGUCAGAUGAUCGGACUGCGGAGAAGAGAUGCCGCUCAGGACGAGUCAGGUUGUAGCUUCACAUCUUUCAGCGUGUGUGUGAGGCCGAGUUGAAAACAUUUUUAAGUCACUCGAUAGAACGCUGUGACAUCAUUUUGCGCCUGUUUGCUCAGAAACGCUACGGCUGCCUUCUGCUUGCGGCCAUCGUGGUCGUGAUUGUCAUACAAACGGUUGCCAUCAUCUAUUUGAUCAACAGGCCUCAGGAGGACAAAGAGUUGGUCGAGCUGAUGUCGGCUUUGCUCGACAACUUCCCGGAGCACAACUGUACUGACUUUGCCUGCCACUGGGCGGCGCUGCAGACGUCAUUCGGAGACCUGAAGGCGAACCAGACCUCGCAACUGAGCGCGAGACGGCUCCUGCUUGCCAAAGUCUGCCAGGAGAUUCGCAGCGACAAAGGGCUUUGGAAUCAGGAACUGAAAGAAAAGUCGAGUUGGGCUUUGACGGGUUCUAUGUCCAGCCUGCAGAAGAAGGUGGUAGAUCAUUCCGCACUUAACAGAGAAGUCAAAGAUUUGACAAAUUCUAUGUCCGGCCUGCAGUCGAAGGUGGUAGAUCUACCCAUACUUUACAGAAAACUCAAAGCUUUCAUGCCGAGAGACUGCACUGAUGUCAUGGCGGAGGGAAAUUUCCAAGAUGGAGUCUAUCUCAUUUUUGGCGGGUUCAACACCUUCGAGGUUUACUGCGACAUGAACUUUGACGGGGGAGGCUGGACCGUGAUCCAGAGAAGACAGGAUGGCUCUGUCUCAUUCGCUCGUAAAUGGGACGCAUAUGAAAAUGGCUUUGGAAUAAUAACAGGAGAGCACUGGCUAGGCCUGCGGAAUAUUUACUCUUUGACGGUCUUGGGCGGUUACCAGUUGCGGAUCGACGUCACCCAAUGUGAUGGCAGCAAAUACUUUGCUCUCUACGACGACUUCUCGGUGGGCCUGAACUUGUUGGACCCCGAGAAGGACGGCUACCCGCUGCUCGCGAACGGCUACUCGGGAAACGCAGGCAAUGGCCUCGUCACCCAUUCUGGGAUGAAGUUCAGCACCAGCGACCGCGACCAAGACGGGAGGGAAGUUCAUGGUGAGAAUUGCGCCGCUGUCCAUGACUCCGGUUGGUGGUACAAUAACUGUGGCAACACUGACCUGAACGGGGUGUUCUCGGAAGGAUAUGAUAGUAAAAUGAAAUGGUCCAAAUUGGACCCCCUGAGAUUCGUCGAGACGAAGAUCCGGCCCAAUAAAGCACCGACAUGUCGGUGCUGCCGAAAGUCACACUAAGAACACUUGAUAAUUGGAAUCAACCUCCCAUCUAUCCAAGACUUGUACCUGUCCAGGACCAGGAAACGUGCAAGUAACAUCUCUAUAGACCCUUCUCACCC
Messenger RNA from Syngnathus acus (greater pipefish), 1854 nucleotides. Its product is annotated as fibrinogen C domain-containing protein 1-like. The transcript is spliced from 7 exons. Lineage: Eukaryota; Metazoa; Chordata; Actinopteri; Syngnathiformes; Syngnathidae. The record is from RefSeq and is a predicted model, not a curated record. The coding region runs from base 725 to 1753 and encodes 342 amino acids.